Messenger RNA from Carassius auratus (goldfish), 2343 nucleotides. RefSeq names its product calcium-binding mitochondrial carrier protein SCaMC-1-like. Gene Ontology annotation, biological process: transmembrane transport. The record is from RefSeq and is a predicted model, not a curated record. Lineage: Eukaryota; Metazoa; Chordata; Actinopteri; Cypriniformes; Cyprinidae. Gene Ontology annotation, molecular function: calcium ion binding. Gene Ontology annotation, cellular component: mitochondrial inner membrane.
GUGUACUUUUGGGUGUGUCCUUCUAAAACGAGAAGGCACCUCGGGCAAAUACCCUAGUCCCUCCUCUUUCAAGCGAUAGUGGCAAUAAAAGUAUGACUACUAUAGUAGUUUAACUCAGUGGGGCAAUAAGGGAAGGUCUGUUUUCUCGUUUUCUCCAGCUGUUCUUCUUCCGCAGUUUGCCUGCAAUCUUCGGGUCCCGUGCAGUAAACAUAUAAAUACGGUAUACAUCGCCCUUUAUUAUGUAUCAGCUUAUAAGGAAAUUCGUGUUCACCGAAUCGCAUUGCAUUGAAGAGGACAACACGAAAAGUUUCGCGGAGUUGUUUGAGACUGAUGUUAACAAAGAUGGGAAAGUGGAUGUUUCUGAGCUCAAGACGGGCCUGGCUGCUAUGGGCUUCUCUAUGGGCAAAGGAGAAGCGCAGAAAAUUUUUGCCUCUGGAGACACUGAUAAGGAUGAAGGGCUGGACUUUGAGGAGUUUUCAAAGUAUCUGAAAGAACACGAGAAAAAACUCAAACUGACCUUCAAGAGUCUGGACAAAAAUCGGGACGGUUGCAUCGAUGCCAAAGAAAUCCAGCAGUCACUUAAAGACAUAGGCAUAAACUUGACAGAUCGAGAUGCAGAGAAGAUCCUCAACAGUAUUGAUGUGGAUGGAACCAUGUCUGUGGAUUGGAAUGAAUGGAGAGAGCAUUUCCUCUUCAACCCAGCAGAUGACCUUCAGGAAAUCAUACGCUACUGGAAACACUCAACUGUGUUGGAUAUAGGUGACAGUCUAACUAUUCCAGAUGAGUUCACUGAGGAGGAAAAGACCACAGGCAUCUGGUGGAGGCAGCUUGCUGCCGGGGGCGUGGCAGGGGCGAUCUCUCGGACAGGCACCGCCCCCUUGGACAGAAUGAAAGUCUUCAUGCAGGUUCAUUCCUCAAAAACCAACAAAAUCAGUCUGGUGGGCGGGUUCAAGCAGAUGAUUAAAGAAGGGGGCGUGGCCUCUCUGUGGCGGGGUAAUGGAGUCAACGUCAUAAAAAUCGCCCCAGAAACUGCAAUCAAAUUCAUGGCAUAUGAGCAGUAUAAGAAAUUGCUGACCAAAGAUGGUGGGAAAAUCCGGUCACAUGAGCGGUUCAUGGCUGGCUCUCUGGCUGGUGCGACCGCUCAAACAGCCAUCUACCCCAUGGAGGUAAUGAAGACCAGACUUACUCUGAGGAAGACUGGCCAGUAUUCUGGGAUGUUUGACUGUGCCAAGAAGAUUCUGAAGAAGGAGGGAGUGAAGGCCUUUUAUAAAGGCUAUGUACCCAAUAUCCUGGGAAUUAUUCCGUAUGCUGGAAUAGAUUUAGCAGUGUAUGAGACCCUGAAGAACGCCUGGUUGUCUAAGUAUGCUAAAGACACUGCUAACCCAGGGGUGCUGGUUCUUCUCGGCUGUGGGACCAUUUCUAGCACAUGUGGCCAGUUGGCUAGUUACCCUCUCGCUUUGGUCCGCACACGCAUGCAGGCCCAGGCAUCAAUGGGGGGAUCGGAGCAGGUGUCCAUGUCCAAGUUAGUGAAGAAGAUCAUGCAGAAGGAGGGCUUCUUUGGGCUUUACCGUGGGAUCCUGCCCAACUUCAUGAAAGUGAUUCCGGCUGUCAGUAUCAGCUAUGUGGUGUAUGAGUACAUGAGGUCUGGACUAGGCAUCUCAAAAUGACCAAUGUCUUGCAUGUUUUAACCUCCUUUCUUUGAGAACACCCUCCAUGAUGGGACAAAAUGUUUGUUGAGUAACCAAAGUAUUUAAAAUAUCACAAUGACGGUAUCUUCUAUUGAGGUUGGGGCCCAACCUAAUUCAUGUUUACACUGAUAUAGAAUUGUACCUGUAUAUGUCAUUUAAUGAAUUUCUAAAAUAUUUUACAUUCGUCCCAUUGUGAGCCAGUGCACUAGAAUGUUUUACAUUCAGUCUCUGUUUUACUGAUAGAUAGAUAGAUAGAUAGAUAGAUAGAUAGAUAGAUAGAUAGUCAGACAGAUCAUGGAAAUCUGCCUUUUUACAUAAACUGUACCUAAAUAUAUAGUGUUGUUUUUUUACGAUGGGUCAUAGUCAAGUCUUUACAUGCUGCAAUCAGUACUGUUUGUAUUUGUCCUGUGAAAAACCGCUAAAUACACACAGUAAAACAAUGAACAGAGAAACAUUGCAAAAUGGAAACCCACAUUAUGACAUAAAGAGCUAAAUGUGCCUUAUAUUAUUUGAUUGAUCUCUGUGUGGGUUCCUGUACUAUACAUUGGAAUUACAAUUUACAUUUUUGUGUUGCCUUUAUGCCCCAAUGUUUGCUUAUUUUAGAAACUCUUGUUUAUAUUAAAGGCUGUAUUUUAAUAAAGUGUGUUCUGAUGUC